CGCUACUUCGAAGGAUAUUCAUGAAUCAAAUGUGUGCUUGUGUUGCUGACGUAGAGCUGGAUAUGGCUCUGGAUCUGCUGGGAGGCAUGUACCACUGUGUGUUCAGUAGUUUUGUUGAAGCAAAGCCAGAAGACGUUCAUUUCCACUUGUACACUAGGAAAAAUCCAGAGGAGCCAGAAGAACUAUUUCUCCCCCAAGAACAACCCCUGGACAAUGUGACAGACAAUACUAAUAUUCCAAAACCUGUAUUGGAGGAAGAACUCAAGACAGAGAUUCCCUACAAUAAAAGGGAAAUUGAAAAUGAAGAGGACUAUUACGAAGAUGAUGAAUUUGAGCCAUUGAAUCCAGCUAAAUCGUCAAUUCAAUCAAAGUGGUUCAAUGUUUUUUCUGAAACAAAAGUUCUCAUUCACGGUUACCUUCAAGAUUAUCAGACAGAUGUUAUGGUCAGCAUGAAAGAUGCCUAUUUGUCCCGCGGGCCGUACAACGUGGUGGUGGUAGACUGGUCCGUGCUGGUAGGUGAAUCCUCCUGCUACCCCAUUGUCGCCUCACGAGGACUGCAGCAGGUGGGUGGUCUGUUGGCCCAGCUGCUGGACCACCUCGUAUACGCAGGAGUGUCGCCCAGUAACAUCCACAUCGUAGGGUUCAGUUUGGGAGCUCACGUAGCGGGUCAUGCUGGAACUUUUCUCGGCCACGGACUGGUAUCCCGGAUCACUGGUUUGGACCCGGCACUCCCUUACGUACCAAUGGAGAAUGACGUCAGCUUGGACGCAGGCGAUGCUGUGUUCGUAGACAUCAUACACUCGGCUGCGGGACUGCUGGGUCAGUCUGGGCCGAUGGGUCACAUUGAUUUCUACCCGAAUGGCGGGUCACAGCAACCCGGAUGUGAGGUGUCUUCCUUGAGCUGUUCACAUCGUAGAGCAGCUUUGUACUUUAUCGAAUCUAUCACUUCGGAGGUUGGCUUUCCUGCUACCAGAUGCGACUCGUGGCAUCACUACCAGACUGACAAUUGUAGCAUCUCAGCGACUGUUCUCAUGGGCGAUCCAUGUCCUGCCAAUGCUAGUGGAAAGUUCUACCUCGUCACUGGUUACAAAUCACCAUUUGUCCUGCAACCAGAGGAACAUGUCCAGGUGAAGAAGUCUCUCCUACUGGACUUGUUUUACGACUCUGAAGACCUGUAAGACCAAAAUCGUAGGAGAUGUACUUGGAAAUAGUAAAAGACAUAACAAUAGCCCAGUGGAUUGUACUGG
Macrosteles quadrilineatus (aster leafhopper) is the source of this 1247-nucleotide messenger RNA. RefSeq names its product pancreatic triacylglycerol lipase-like. The transcript is spliced from 10 exons. Gene Ontology annotation, biological process: lipid metabolic process. Bases 21 to 1178 code for a protein of 385 amino acids. Gene Ontology annotation, molecular function: lipase activity. The record is from RefSeq and is a predicted model, not a curated record. Lineage: Eukaryota; Metazoa; Arthropoda; Insecta; Hemiptera; Cicadellidae.